Molecule: messenger RNA, 486 nt
Organism: Protopterus annectens (West African lungfish)
Lineage: Eukaryota; Metazoa; Chordata; Ceratodontiformes; Protopteridae
Product: RNA-binding protein 25-like
Exons: 1
Coding region: 1-486 (161 amino acids)
Source: RefSeq, a predicted model, not a curated record
AUGAGAGAGAGGGAGCAAGAGAGAGGAAGAGAGCUAGAGAGAGGGAGAGAGCAUGACAGAGAGGGAGCAAGAGAGAGGAAGAGAGCAGGAGCAAGAGAAAGGGAGAGAGCACGAGAGAGAGGGAGCAAGAGAAAGGGAGAGAGCACGAGAGAGAGGGAGCAAGAGAGAGGAAGAGAGCGGGAGCAAGAGAGAGGGAGCAAGAGAAAGGGAGAGAGCACGAGAGAGAGUGAGCAAGAGAGAGGAAGAGAGCAUGAGAGAGAGGGAGCAAGAGAAAGGGAGAGAGCACAACAGAGAGGGAGCAAGAGAGAGGAAGAGAGCGGGAGCAAGAGAAAGGGAGAGAGCACGAGAGAGAGGGAGCAAGAGAAAGGGAGAGAGCACGAGAGAGAGGGAGCAAGAGAAAGGGAGACAGCACGAGAGAGGGAGCAAGAAAAAGGGAACAAGUGGGAGAGAGCAUACCUCAACCUUUCCUCAGGAAUUCAGAUCUGA